Molecule: messenger RNA, 2406 nt
Organism: Esox lucius (northern pike)
Lineage: Eukaryota; Metazoa; Chordata; Actinopteri; Esociformes; Esocidae
Gene: hnf4g
Product: hepatocyte nuclear factor 4, gamma
Exons: 10
Coding region: 432-1811 (459 amino acids)
Biological process (GO): regulation of transcription by RNA polymerase II; anatomical structure development; cell differentiation
Cellular component (GO): nucleus
Molecular function (GO): nuclear receptor activity; zinc ion binding; RNA polymerase II cis-regulatory region sequence-specific DNA binding
Source: RefSeq, a predicted model, not a curated record
GAAAAGAGAGAAAAAAGAGGUAUAUCUCUCUGCUAUCUCUCCAUCCCUGUAAUAAGUGAGGAACAGAUAAAAGAAACAGAUUAGUGAUGUGCAAUGAGGGGAGAAGUCUUCACCAAGGCCCGCCCACUUUCUUAGGGGAGGACCAGUCAAAUGGCAGGGGCCUUAGGUUGCCUACUGCACUCCUGAAGGUGGAAAAACUGAAUUUGACAGAGGGAGUAGAAGACCAGGAGAAAGAAGAAGCAGAAGGAAAAAGGAGAAACGAGGAGCGGGACAGAGAAGGCUAGGGAGGCUCGAGAGAGAAAAGUGUUUGAGAAGGAAGUAUAGUGCGAAGAGAGAAGGAAAGAAAGGGAAAGUAAAAAGAGCCGGUGAAAGGAAAGAAAAAGAGAGCAAGUGGUAGAAAAAGAGAGAGGCAGAGGAAUUAACAGGGAGGAAUGAAGUGUCCGCUUAUGUCAGUGAGUAAUUCCCUGUUGGAUAUGGAUGUGGCAAACUACUGUGAGGGUCUUGACCCAACAUACAGCACCCUGGGCUUUGAACACGAGGAUGUCUUCUACGGUGGUGGAGACAGUAUGCCUGCAGACCCGGGCUUGUCCCAAGCAGAUGUGGUCCACUCUAACUGUGCUAUCUGUGGAGACAAGGCUACAGGGAAACACUAUGGAGCCUCUAGCUGUGACGGAUGUAAAGGGUUCUUCCGACGUUCCAUACGCAAAAACCACGUCUACUCCUGCAGGUUUAGCCGCCAGUGUGUGGUGGACAAGGACAAGAGGAACCAGUGUCGGUUCUGCAGGCUCCACAAGUGCUUCAGAGCCGGCAUGAAAAAAGAAGCGGUUCAGAACGAGAGAGAUCGUAUCAGUUCCCGAAGAAGCAUCCAGGACAGUCAGGACCUCCCACCCAUCACUGUCCUGGCCCAGGCAGAGUCACUGUCUCAACAGAUGAGCGUGUCCAGUCCCAGUGGGGCAGUCGAUGUGUCAGAGCAGAAGUCGGCCGGUGUGAAUGAUGUCUGUGACUCCAUGAGACAACAGCUGCUGGUGUUGGUGGAAUGGGCAAAGUACAUUCCAGCGUUUGGAGAGCUGCCCCUGGAUGACCAGGUUAGUCUGCUCAGAGCUCACGCAGGGGAACACCUUUUACUCGGUGUCGCCAAGAGGUCAAUGCCAUAUAAGGACUUCUUGAUCCUUGGCAAUGGCUGUGUGAUCCAUCGCGGCUGCGCGGAGCAGUCGAUCGGCCGCGUAGCUAACCGUGUCCUCGACGAACUAGUUCUGCCGUUCCAGGAGAUCCAGAUAGAUGACAAUGAGUACGCCGCCCUCAAGGCCAUUGUCUUCUUUGACCCCGAUGCCAAGUCUCUGCGUGACCCGUCCAAGAUCAAGGCAAUGCGCCAGCAGGUGCAGAUGAGCCUGGAGGACUACAUCAACGACCGUCAGUAUGACUCCAGAGGGAGGUUUGGAGAGCUUCUCCUGCUGCUGCCCACCCUCCAGUCAAUCACCUGGCAGAUGAUUGAACAGCUCCAGUUCGUGAAGCUCUGCGGCCUGGCCAAGAUAGACAACCUGCUGCAGGAGAUGCUUCUGGGAGGCCUGGGGUCAGAACCCGCCCACCUGCAACACCCAGGCCACACCCAAUUAGCCCAGGACCCUCUGACUGGACACACCCUGGUCAUCAGCUCUAUGCCUGCUGCACACACCACUCAGAUAGCAGCAUCUCCAGACACUCCCAUCCCGUCUCCUCCGCAGGGUCCAGAGAUGUUCAAGUCCUCCUCUAGCCCUCCUCUGCUCCUGGCUCCGCCCCUCCCACACAGAAGCACCCCCGAGUCCCCUCUCUGAGUCUAUUCACCCCCCCCCAUACCCCCGUUAUCCGAAGCGGAAAGCCUCAUGCAUGGGAGAUUCAAUGCCCUAUGUGUUGAAUGUCUCCUGCCCUAGUCGGUGCAGCAGGUUCCCAGUGGUGACGAGUGUUCUUUAAUCUGUGUAAACUGUAGCAUAUUUCAAAAUCACUACUGUGUCCUCGUGACCUCGUUUAUCAUGGAAUAAGUGGGAGUGUGUUCAAGCUUUCCAUAUGCUCAUUAUAAGACGUCGUGUGAGAGGGUAGCUAAUCAUCAUGUACAUUACGUAAAAUAUGUCUCUCAGAGUUCACUUGGUCUGUUUCUGCAAUACAAGACUGUUUAUAUUCAUGUUCAUGUUGCUGUGUAGUGGUCUAAAAACUCUGUAUCUUUCAAAAAAUGUAUUAGCAUUACUUUAAAUUACUUAUUAACUACAUAUAGAUGUUUUUGAGAUUGCUGUCAUGACAUGAAGGGAACAUUUUUGAAAUGUCUGUGUAAAUGUAAUUGUUCCCGUACUGAUUUAACAAUAUUGAACUUUGUGUGAACCAGUUGGAUAAUGUAAGCUGUAUAUUGUGAUUAAACUGAACACCGCUUUAGCCUUA